AUGCCCAUGCCACUGAGGCAGGGCAAAUGGCGCCGCAAGAAGAAGCGCAAAGUCCUCCCUCACGAGAAGCUCUACUUGGACCACCUCCCCAGUGCGGAUCGCUACUACAAGAGCUUCAUGCACCGGGAUGUCAUCAACUUCAAUAUCAUGACCAAAACUGACUUCCUAUUGACCACCUCCGUCGAUGGUCACCUGAAGUUAUGGAAGAAGCAAGAGCACGGAAUCGAGUUCGUGAAGCACUACCGGGCGCAUCUCGCUCCCAUUGUCGGGGUCACGGCCAGCGUGGACGGGCAGCUCUUCGCGAGUGUGGCUGAAGAUGGCACCGCGAAGGUCUUCGACGUGGUGAACUUCGACAUGAUCAACAUGAUCAAAUUGGGCUACACGCCUCACGCGUGUUGUUGGGUUCACAGACGCGGUCAAGCCCAGGGCCUGCUUGCGGUCUCAGACCGGAACUCUGGCGCAAUACGACUGUACGACGGACGCGGCAAUGACCAGCCUCUCGAGACGGUCGACAAAAUACACCGAUUCCCUGUACACGUCAUGACACCGUCAAUCCGUAUAUUCUCCUUCCUCACCGGCAAACUGACGCGCAAGUAUGACGAGUCGCUUGAAGCCAUCCAGGAGAUGCAGCAGGCGGGAACGGCUAUCUACAAGGUGGAGGAUAUGGAGUUUGGGCGCCGACUCGCCGCCGAGCGCGAGUUGGAGCUCCCGGGCCGGAUGGGCACGUACCGGGGCGUGGUUAACACCGUGACAAACCGCGUCGUGCGGCUUCUGGGGAAGGACGAGACCGUCCGGUGGAUGAAUAUGACGCUGUACCAAGGAGCUCCAGCAAAAAGAGGGCUGACAACUGCGGCAGCGGCCGCGUCAGCUAACCCGCUCUUGGCGGAGAAGGCUGCCAGGGAUCCUACGCUUGUCAGCACAGGCUACAAGCGACAGCGAUUCUACAUGUUCACCCGUUCUGAGCCGGAGGACGACAAGUCGGGAGAUCGUGACAUCUUCAACGAACGACCCACCCGCGAGGAGCAGAGCAUUGCAUCAUCCACAUCUGCCGUCGGGAAAGGCGGACCCUCUCCUGUUGCAAACGCUGCGACCAUUCACACGACGCUCGGCGACAUCCAUAUGAGGCUCUUCCCUCAGCAAGCGCCAAAGGCGGUAGAGAACUUCGUCGGCCACGCCCGGAGUGGAUACUUCGAGCGCGUCAUCUUCCACCGUGUCAUUCCGAAGUUCAUGAUCCAGACGGGAGACCCGUUGGGCGAUGGCACUGGGGGGACGCCGUACACCGUUAGCAUGGCAAACGCAGGACCAAAUACGAACGGCUCCCAGUUUUUCAUCACCACCACGGCUACGCCUUGGCUCGAUAAGAAGCACACCAUCUUCGGCGGGUACUCUCCGGGCUUGAGGUGGUCCAUGCGAUAG
This is a messenger RNA of Fomitopsis serialis, 1416 nucleotides long. RefSeq lists its product as uncharacterized. Gene Ontology annotation, biological process: protein peptidyl-prolyl isomerization; protein folding. Bases 1 to 1416 code for a protein of 471 amino acids. Lineage: Eukaryota; Fungi; Basidiomycota; Agaricomycetes; Polyporales; Fomitopsidaceae. The record is from RefSeq and is a predicted model, not a curated record. The transcript has 10 exons. Gene Ontology annotation, molecular function: peptidyl-prolyl cis-trans isomerase activity; protein binding.